This is a messenger RNA of Marmota flaviventris (yellow-bellied marmot), 759 nucleotides long. It is a transcript of the gene Atp6v0e1, whose product is annotated as ATPase H+ transporting V0 subunit e1. The record is from RefSeq and is a predicted model, not a curated record. Lineage: Eukaryota; Metazoa; Chordata; Mammalia; Rodentia; Sciuridae. Gene Ontology annotation, cellular component: proton-transporting V-type ATPase, V0 domain. Gene Ontology annotation, molecular function: proton-transporting ATPase activity, rotational mechanism. Gene Ontology annotation, biological process: proton transmembrane transport.
GACACUUCCGGGUAGGGCGCGCGGGGGACCGGCUGGGCAGGGCGGUCGGCUCGCGGCCACCAUGGCGUACCACGGCCUCACGGUGCCGCUGAUCGUCAUGAGCGUGUUCUGGGGCUUCGUGGGCCUCCUGGUGCCCUGGUUCAUCCCCAAGGGCCCCAACCGCGGAGUCAUCAUCACCAUGUUGGUGACCUGUUCAGUUUGCUGCUAUCUCUUUUGGCUGAUUGCAAUUCUGGCCCAGCUCAACCCUCUCUUUGGACCACAGUUGAAGAAUGAAACCAUCUGGUAUCUGAGGUACCACUGGCCUUGAGGAGGGACACGGCUCCGCAGUGCCCAGUCUUCCAGGUGGUGAGGAGAAUGCCUCCUAGCUGCGGAUCGCCUCCACACCCAGAUCGCCUUCUUGGACUCGCCUCUCUGGGCGUCUGUGCCCCUUCUCAACACCCCUGAAGCCCUGCCCUGCAGUGCAGUAUUUUCUCCUUCACUUUUUUACACUCUGAUGAACGAAGUGCCUACCAACUGAGCUGGUUGCCUGUGCUCUUCUCCUGGGAAAGCUCCUCUCGCCUGGCAUCUGCAGAUGCGGAGAGCUCCUGCCUGCACACAGCACUGCGGCAGGAUGCGUGCGGCUCCUGCAGGGCCGUGAGGAGGAGAGCGUACUCAGAGGGGAGAGCUGUCCCAGCAGAUUGACACCAAGCUGUGCCUUCAGGAUGAGUUUCUUACUUCUGCCAUCUUUUGGAAUAAAUUAUUUUUCUGCUUUCUAUAGAA